UGCUGUACAUCAUAGACGGCACAUUGCUGACUGUUUUCAGUUGUUUCUGUAACAAGAGACAGUGCACUCAAUCUGAGAAUAGUCCAAAUUCAAAAUGCUGAAGAGAAAACCAUCCAAUGCUUCAGAGAAGGAGAAACAUCAAAAACCAAAGCGCAGCAGCAGUUUUGGGAAUUUUGAUCGUUUUCGGAAUAAUUCCAUAUCAAAACCAGAUGAUUCAACUGAGGUAUAUGAAGGGGAACCCAUAAAUGAAAGUGAAGAACAAAAUAAAACUUCUAAUAAUGGAGGAAGUUUAGGUAAAAAAAUGAGAGCUAUUUCCUUGACAAUGAAGAAAAAAAUGGGUAGAAAGUACAUCAAAGCCCUUUCUGAGGACAAGGAAGAGGAAGAUGGAGAGGAUACCCUCUCAUAUAGGAACAGUGACCCUGUUAUUGGAACCCACACAGAGAAGGUCUCUCUCAAAGCCAGUGACUCCAUGGAUAGUCUCUACAGUGGGCAGAGCUCAUCAAGUGGAAUAACAAGCUGUUCAGAUGGAACAAGUAAUCGGGAUAGCUUCCGGCUUGAUGAUGAAGGCCCCUACGCAGGACCAUUCUGUGGCCGUGCCAGAGUGCAUACAGAUUUCACACCAAGCCCCUAUGACACUGACUCCCUCAAAAUCAAGAAAGGAGACAUCAUAGACAUUAUCUGCAAAACACCAAUGGGAAUGUGGACAGGAAUGUUGAACAAUAAGGUGGGAAACUUCAAAUUUAUUUAUGUGGAUGUCAUCUCAGAAGAAGAAGCUAUCCCAAAGAAAAUAAGGGCACACCGAGGAAGUAAGAAGGAAAAACCCAAGACUCUGAAGGAGUUCUUAGAGAGAAUUCACCUUCAGGAAUACACUUCAACACUCUUGCUCAAUGGCUAUGAGACCCUAGAAGAUUUAAAGGAUAUAAAGGAGAGUCAUCUCAUUGAACUAAACAUUGAAAACCCAGAAGACAGGAAGAGGUUACUAUCAGCUGCUGAGAAUCUCCUUGAUGAAGAAACUAUUCAAGAGCAAGAAAAUGAAUCUGUGCCCCUAUCUUUGAGCCCAGAUAUCUCCUUAAGUAAGUCACAGUUAGAUGACUGCCCAAGAGACUCUGGUUGUUACAUCUCAUCAGAAAAUUCUGAUAAUGGCAAAGAAGAUCUGGAGUCUGAAAAUCUGCCUGACAUGGUACAGAAGAUUACUAUCACAGAUCCAAGUGACUAAACACAUUCUCAACUAGAAAUCUAUAGCUCCUUUCCAUUUCAACUCUUCUUGACCUAAAAGAUCAAAUAGGAAAGAAAGAAAAAAUAUUUCUAAAUGCAAUCUAAAGUUAAAAUGUUUUAGUCUGAAUGAUGUACAUAAAAGUUCAUAACGACAUUUCCAACUAUUGUAAAUAACAUGUAUAUUUAUUAUUUUAAGUGCUAAUUGUUAAUAUUUCAUUUUCUUGUAUUAGAAAAGGUAUAGUGUAAGUCUCUGGUAUGUGUGACAUUGACUUUAUUUUAUAAGUGAAAAAUGAUAAAUUUACAAAAAAAAAAAACCCUUCCUUUUUAUACCUCCUGGUUUUGAAUGUGUGUAUAUUUUUGAAUAAAUAGUAACAGAGCAUAUAUGUUACUAUCUGGCCAACUUUUUUCCAAGCAGCAUCUACAUUCAUUUUUUUGUUUACUGUAUGGGAAAGCAGGAGUUAAUAUUGGAGACAUUUUAUCCUGAUCCAUCAAGGAGUUUUAAUAAUUAUUUUUGAUGAUUUCUUCAAUCUGUCAUCUGGUAUAACAGUCUAUUGUCAAUCCUGAUAUAGUGAAACUAAUUGUGUUAGUUGUACAGAUGUUUUGUCUUUAACUGUAAAUAUUUCUCACUCUGAAAUGCCCUGAUUUUAAUAAUAAAAAGAACUAUGUUCAUAUUA
Molecule: messenger RNA, 1889 nt
Organism: Choloepus didactylus (southern two-toed sloth)
Lineage: Eukaryota; Metazoa; Chordata; Mammalia; Pilosa; Megalonychidae
Gene: SAMSN1
Product: SAM domain, SH3 domain and nuclear localization signals 1
Exons: 8
Coding region: 95-1216 (373 amino acids)
Molecular function (GO): protein binding
Source: RefSeq, a predicted model, not a curated record